Messenger RNA from Theobroma umbraticum, 1231 nucleotides. Its product is annotated as RNase L inhibitor protein-like protein. The record is from RefSeq and is a predicted model, not a curated record. Gene Ontology annotation, molecular function: rRNA small subunit aminocarboxypropyltransferase activity. Gene Ontology annotation, biological process: maturation of SSU-rRNA. Lineage: Eukaryota; Viridiplantae; Streptophyta; Magnoliopsida; Malvales; Malvaceae.
UUUUUUUUCAAAUCGCAUUCUUUCGAUUUCUAAUUAUUUGCUCCUUUUCUUUUUUUUUUUUCUUUGCCGGCAUCAACCUAGAGAACUACAAAGCGGCCGCCUUCAACCGACCCGCCAAACCGAGCCAAAAAUCUCAAAGCGCGGGACAAUCGUUAAGCUUUCUGGCCUAUAUUCAAUCGAUCCAGUGCUGAAAUACAUACAAAAAAUGGGUCACAACAAGCCCCGGCGGUUUAAAACGCAUCACUCUCAUCGGGGUCAGUCAAGCCGAACCCAUCAAUUCCAAAUGGAAGAUGAUUCUCUCCCACCUGAUCAGCCUCCUGAAGAGGACCCAAAUGUUCCUAAAAUUCAACUUGCCAUGUGGGAUUUUGGACAGUGUGAUGCAAAAAGGUGCACUGGGCGUAAACUUGCGAGAUUCGGGAUGUUGAAAGACUUGCGUGUGAAUAGUGGUUUUGGGGGCAUUGUUUUAAGUCCUGUUGGUAGUCAAUGUGUCUCAAAAGAAGAUUACGACUUAAUGAAGAGGAAAGGAUUAGCUGUUGUGGAUUGCUCAUGGGCACGCCUGAGUGAUGUACCCUUCGUGAAGCUGCGGUGUGGUGCUCCUCGCUUGUUGCCGUGGCUAGUGGCUGCAAACCCAGUAAAUUAUGGUCGACCAUGUCAGCUAUCAUGUGUAGAAGCUUUAUCUGCAGCUUUACUGAUAUGUGGGGAAGAGGAAACUGCAAAUUUGUUGUUAGGCAAAUUCAAAUGGGGUCAUGCCUUCCUGUCCCUCAACAGGGAACUUUUGAAGGCAUAUUCUGAAUGUGAAAAUAGUGGUGAUAUCAUUUCAGUCCAAAAUUCUUGGCUUUCCCAACAAAGUCAGGUUCCAAAGGUUCUGCCAGAUGCAGAAGACGUCAGUGAAGAUGAGCGUUCUUCCAAUGAUUCUGAAGAUGGGCUUCCUCCUCUUGAAAGGAAUAUGAACCAUUUGAGUUUGCAGGAAAGUGAUGAUGAAAGUGAGUAGGUAGGAUCCUGCAAUAAUUUCAAUCACAUGAGGAGAUGCGAUGAAGCAAGGGGCAACAACAAUGGAAUGUGGAGUCACAAGUAAGCACUAGGAGAGAAUGCCAUCUUGAUAACUUUAUUUUCAUGUAACAUACUGCUUAUGCCUUAAAUAUUAGUAAGUUUUAGAUUUACUUGAGUCCAUUGUACGAGGGAAAUGUACUCCAGGGCCCUUUUCUGAUAUGCUGCAGUUUUGUUACCCUGA